AUGCCUGAAGAACCUGUUGACUCUGACGCCUCCAAGCUUCUCGAAUCGUUGUCAAUCAACAAGCAAGGCGAUUCCGCUCCCAUAAAAGAUGAGAAACCCGUAGUCGAAUCGGAAAAUAAAGUUAGUGAUGAACAAAACAGUGAACCUACAAAAGAACCAGAAACGAAAACCGAGACUGAAAACAAUGAUUCCAACUUGAUCUCAUCGUCUUACGAAGUGCAAGUGAAGCUUGCGGACUUACAAGCCGACCCCAACUCUCCGUUGUACUCCGUCAAAUCUUUUGAAGAACUUGGAUUAUCUCCCGAAUUAUUGAAAGGUUUAUACGCCAUGAAGUUCAACAAACCAUCCAAAAUUCAAGAGAAAGCAUUGCCUUUGCUCAUUUCUAACCCUCCAAAGAACAUGAUUGGCCAGUCUCAAUCCGGUACCGGUAAAACUGCCGCGUUUUCCUUGACGAUGUUGAGUCGAGUUGAUGUAAACGAUCCCAACACUCAAUGUAUUUGCUUGUCACCCACCAGAGAACUCGCUAGACAGACUUUGGAGGUGAUAACGACCAUGGGAAAAUUCACCAAGGUGACCACACAAUUGGUGGUUCCACAAGCUAUGGAGAAAAAUCAAGGUACUCAAGCUCAUAUUGUGGUGGGUACUCCCGGUACUCUCUUGGAUAUGAUAAAAAGAAAGCUUUUGAGAACUGGUAAAGUCAAGGUUUUCGUCCUAGACGAGGCAGAUAAUAUGUUGGAUGGACAAGGUCUUGCAGCUCAGUGUAUCAGGGUCAAGAAAGUACUUCCUACUUCUUGCCAAUUGGUAUUGUUUUCUGCCACUUUCCCCACCGAAGUGAGAAAAUAUGCCGAGAAGUUUGUUCCAAAUGCUAAUUCUCUCGAAUUGAAACAGGAAGAAUUAAAUGUUGAUGCAAUCAAGCAACUAUACAUGGAUUGCGACUCCGAGAAGCACAAGGCCGAAGUGCUUUCUGAGUUAUAUGGAUUAUUAACCAUUGGAUCUUCAAUCAUCUUUGUGAAGACGAAAGCCACUGCCAAUUACCUCUAUGCCAAAAUGAAAAGCGAGGGCCAUGCUUGCUCGAUUUUGCAUUCAGAUUUAGACAACAGUGAAAGAGACAAAUUAAUCGACGAUUUCCGUGAGGGAAGAUCCAAAGUCUUAAUCACGACAAAUGUCCUUGCUCGUGGUAUUGACAUUGCAUCGGUGUCGAUGGUGGUGAACUACGAUAUUCCUGUCGACAAGGACGACAAACCAGACCCUUCUACUUAUUUGCAUAGAAUUGGUAGAACCGGUAGAUUUGGCCGUGUUGGAGUUGCGGUUUCGUUUGUUCACGAUAAAAAGUCAUACGAAGAUUUAGAGCAGAUACGGUCUUACUUCAAUGACAUCGAGAUGACAAGAGUUCCCACAGACGACUGGGAUGAAGUGGAAAAGAUUGUGAAGAAGGUACUCAAAAAAUAG
This is a messenger RNA of Meyerozyma guilliermondii ATCC 6260, 1449 nucleotides long. RefSeq names its product ATP-dependent RNA helicase (gene DBP5). The transcript has a single exon. Gene Ontology annotation, molecular function: RNA helicase activity; RNA binding; ATP binding. Gene Ontology annotation, biological process: poly(A)+ mRNA export from nucleus. The record is from RefSeq and is a predicted model, not a curated record. Gene Ontology annotation, cellular component: cytoplasmic stress granule; nucleus. Bases 1 to 1449 code for a protein of 482 amino acids. NCBI's taxonomy places the organism in Eukaryota, Fungi, Ascomycota, Pichiomycetes, Serinales, Debaryomycetaceae.